Messenger RNA from Arvicanthis niloticus (Nile rat), 1300 nucleotides. RefSeq lists its product as uncharacterized. NCBI's taxonomy places the organism in Eukaryota, Metazoa, Chordata, Mammalia, Rodentia, Muridae. The record is from RefSeq and is a predicted model, not a curated record.
UAGGAGCCCGAGGAGGGCGGAGAAAGGGGCGAGGCCUCCCCGCGGGAUGGAGGCCCGCUCAAAGGCGCUUGUGGGUUUGGUGUGUUAGAACGCCGGUGGUGAUGUCAUUGGCAACCAAUCAAAAACUUAAAAGUGCUAGCCCGGGCCCGCUUGGAGCAGCGGCUCUCUAUUUACAUGUAAACCUAGGCAGCAGUACGCGGUUAACCCUUCCCGGGACUGAAGUGUCAAUGGCUUGCUCUGGUCGCUCCGGCUGAAACUGGUUCUUCUGACCCUCCCUCGCCCCCUGGUGCGGACAUCAGCCUCACGGGGUCUCCAUUCCACCUUUUGACUCCAAGUGGAGUGUCCGUCCAACUUUCCCGAGGCCGGAGACGACUCGAAGCCGGGUCCCUCCAUGGCUGUGGCUGCGCCGCGCGGGAUGUGAGCUUGCACAGGGCCGGCCUCCCCGCAGCCCCGCUUGGCCCGGCCCGCAGAUGUCGCUGCCCCUCCGGCUGCCCUACUGUUCUCCCGCGCGGCGGCUGCGCGCCGUGCUCCUGUUCCCCUACUUCCGUGCCCCUGUCACUCCUCCGCCGUCCCCAGCCUGUUCUCAGGAGCCCGACUCCGAACCCGAAGGCGGCACUCCGGAGAGCUACACGGAGGAGGACGCCUGGCUCAGUUCGGGUAGCCACUGGGGGCCCGUGCUGAGCAGCGGCAGCGUGGGCUCCGUCCCGCAGAGCUGGGCGUGGCCGGGCCCUCCGAACACCCCGCAAGCUCCGCAGCCUCGGCACCGACCUUCUCCCACCGCGGUCCCGGCUUCUUCCUCGGCCACCUCCCCUGCCGCGAUGUUUUGGAGCCCUCAGUCCAUCCGCCCCCUGGCGCUGGGUCGCCCCCGGCCCUCAGUGGCGCAGGGCCCUCGGCGAGCCAAGGAGCGCCAGCCUGGAACAGCAAGCGCCGGCGGGAAGGAGCCAGAGCUCGGGGUGAACAGCCAGAAUGAGCGGCGCUUGAGGAGCGUGGAAGGGCCCACGCCAGCUCUCCCUGUUCCCAGAACUUUGUCCAUCAGAGGGGUCGCUGGUCGUGGCAUGUGCCCGGUGAAGAGAAGUGGGAAGCUGAGCAAGCCUGCCAGCGCCUUGCCAGAAAAAUACCAGGGAAGGUGCAGAAGAGUGACCCUGGAAUUCAAAGGAGUGGAAAAGCCCUGAUGAAGUGUGAAGAAGUUGCAUCAAAGAAUCCUAAAGCAAUAGAGCUUUUUAUACCUCCCUACCCCCUCAGAGAGGAAGACCAAAAUGUGAAGUAAUUGAAGUGAAAUAAAACAUUAUCAGCUCUGUGG